This is a messenger RNA of Nomia melanderi (Alkali bee), 2679 nucleotides long. It is a transcript of the gene Grip, whose product is annotated as Glutamate receptor interacting protein. Gene Ontology annotation, molecular function: protein binding. The record is from RefSeq and is a predicted model, not a curated record. Lineage: Eukaryota; Metazoa; Arthropoda; Insecta; Hymenoptera; Halictidae. Gene Ontology annotation, biological process: neurotransmitter receptor transport, endosome to postsynaptic membrane.
GACUGCGGGGCGCCGCGCAGGGCCGCACCGCGACGCACCGGUCGGCGAGGGUGCCGCCGGUAUAAAUAGAUAUCCGCGUGCGCGCGAGGAUGCGGCCCUACGCCGCCGAGUUAUUUUUGAGAAGCGAUCGCCACUCGUCACAGUUCUCCGCGUUCAGUUCCAACGGGUUUCGUCCGGCAGGAGCUGCUCUCUCCGCGGUUCCCUCCGAACAAAGACACUGUUUACCCCGCGAGCAAAAAGAGGGACCGGUCGAUUGUCACGGUUCCCCGGUUCCUCGAAUCAGCCGGUUCUUCGUCAUCCUCUUCGCCUUCUGCCCCUGCGAGAAAUAGUUUCGAUCAGUGCUACAAGACCAAGUGUUACGUUCCAUGGAAUCGAUGACAUCGGAAUAAAACUCGGCCGGGCCGAGGAACAAUCUCUUGAAAUAAAUCGCGGUUCCCUGGAGAUUACACCUUUCCGAAAAUAAAUAUGCCAGAUGAGCCAGUCAUCGUCCAAGUGUAACAGUGUUCCGGUGAGUCUGGCAGCCGGCUCGAUCUCGGUGUCUCCGGUGAGGAUGAUGAUAAUAUUUGAACCCUAGAACAGUUGUAACCAGUUACUCUCUGUAUCCAUCAGCGAUGCGAACGGUUACCCUGCCGUGAUACACACCUGGUAGCAAAGGCCGAGGAUGUUUAGUUCCCUGAGACUGACCACCAUGCGAUCGCACAAGAGCCGUACUAGGCCCGGAAGCGUGGCCACAUCUGCCAGUUCCGACUCGACCAGGGCUGACGACAUGUCUCCGCAGAGCUACCAUCCGCCUAGUUUCUUGCUACUGGAUGAUCAGGAUGGCCCUAUCUCGGCCCCGUCCAGCGUGUCCUCAAAGGUUGCCCAAGUCAGGGUCGAACGUGAAGGUGGCAGCUUAGGGGUGACCUUAAGGGGCGGAGUCUCCAGGGCACUGGUGGUCACUGGGGUGAAGUCCGACGGGCCAGCGGCGAAAGAGGGGAGAGUCAGACCCGGAGACAGGCUGCUAGCCGUGGACGACACUGAGCUGCGGGGUCUGACCCUGACGGAGGCUCAGAGAGCGCUCAGGAGGAGUUCGGACGCGCCGGUCGCUUCCUUGACCAUCGAGUACGACGUCGCCAACAUGGAGGAAGCUAGGGCUGCCACGUCUGGCCCUCUCCUGGUGCAACUGGAACGCGGCAUCUCUGGGGAGCUAGGGCUAACCGUCAGGGAGACUGCGAACGGAGUCUACAUCGAGAGUCUGCGGCCAGCGAGCACCGCGGACCGCUGCGGAGCUUUGCAUCCGGGGGACAAGCUGUUGGCCGUUGACGAGACGCCUGUGCAGGACGCUGUCACGGCAGCUAAGCUGCUCAGGAAUAAUUUCGACAACUCGAGGAUCGCUAGGCUACAGAUUCUGCCCAGGCCGCCGAGCGCCUCUCAGAGGACGGUGAAGAGACGGGCGCAACCGCAGGCUCAGCAAUCCUCGAAUCAGACUUUACAAACUAAGGAAAGCCUGACUGUUGUCUUGAGACCUGAUCACAAGGGCUUCGGUCUGGCCUUGAAACCCGCGGAGGACCGUCUAGGAUACGUGGUCAGUUUGUUGGAGGCUGGUGGCCCAGCCGAGAGAAGCGGCGUCUUACUGCCCGGUGACAAAGUGUUGGCGAUCAAUCGCAGGUUCCUCAGGGACCUGCAGCCGCCGGAGGUCAAUGGUAUACUGGAGAGCUCGCAAGUUAUUGAACUGGUGAUCGAGUACAAGGUCGGUGGACCGGUUGUACCCAGUUCAGGGGUAUUCACCGUGCGAGUAGCGAGGCCGAUCGGUGGUCAGCCGGACGUUGGCCUAACGGUUAACGAGGACCUAAUCAUCACGGAGGUCCGCAAGGGAUCACUGGCAUACAGAACGGGAAGCUUGGCAGCCGGUGAUAGGCUAUUGGCGAUAGACGGACAAAAACUGGACCCAGGCGACCUUAGGCAGGCCGCGCAAUUGUUACAUCGCCCGGGAAGUUCGGUCGUCGCUCUAACUGUCAGGAAACCGGACCCCGUUUCGGAGAACAGAGACUCCAGUAUAGGAAGCGACACGACUCAACAAUACUCUAGUGGACUACUACGGCCUACAAGAGGAAGUCUUCCAAGCGUGGACAGUGCGGUAGAUUCUUGGGGAGAGCUGGGAGAGAAUAGCGGAGCGGGUCCAGAGAUUCUAAGGUUAUGGGACACUGCUUCCGUGGACAGUGGACAACUGGAUCUUCCUAUGCCGCCUUUCCCUGGGCCACAGGAACGUAGCAGUUCAGACAGACCGCAGCAGAUAGUUCACGUGUCUUUGCACAAGGAUCCAGUGUACGAGGACUUCGGGUUUUCAGUGUCGGACGGGUUGUACGAACGGGGAGUCUACAUAAACCGUCUACGACCUGGUGGACCCUGCGACGGCGUCCUGCGACCUUACGACAGGAUCUUGCGGGUAAACGAGGCCAGCACCGAAGACUGCGACUGUUGUCUGGCAGUACCGCUGAUCGCUGCAGCUGGCUCGCGUUUAGACCUGACCAUCGCCAGACCAGUGUCUCCUCCUAACAUCAUAAAAACACUGUAGGACAAGGGGUUAAAGAGCAACGUCGUGAUUGAGUUGUACUGUAAACGAUUCGGUGGAUGGUAUCUGGUAUAUUUUUUUACACACCUGUAUUUUAUUUAUAAAAAUAAAUGUAUAGAUUGCUUUUA